Kwoniella shivajii is the source of this 1989-nucleotide messenger RNA. RefSeq lists its product as uncharacterized. Gene Ontology annotation, molecular function: alkaline phosphatase activity. The record is from RefSeq and is a predicted model, not a curated record. The transcript is spliced from 6 exons. Bases 1 to 1989 code for a protein of 662 amino acids. Gene Ontology annotation, biological process: dephosphorylation. Lineage: Eukaryota; Fungi; Basidiomycota; Tremellomycetes; Tremellales; Cryptococcaceae.
AUGGUCUACUCGGUCCUCCUUCUCGGUGCCCUCGUAGCUGCUCCAGCUUUCGGUCAAACUUUCAGACGAACAGCUGCUUGUCCCAAAUUGGGUUGUGUCUUCCCUCCUGAUCAGACUGAUUUCAUUGCUGGUCAAACGUUUGACCUUCGAAUCGAAGUUCAAGCUCCUGUCAAUGGUUCGGAAGCGUAUAACAAUGGUCAACCUGACAACAACUUCUCCCUCAAGAUUGGUGGUCAAGGUGGUAACCUUGUUGACGCUUCCGAAUUCUUCGGUUUAACUGAUCCUACAGUCGAGAAAUACAACUUUACAUACUAUGAAGAUCUCUUCGCUGAGGAAGCUCACGCACCAACUCCCGUCAAUGUUCUCGCCAAAUCAUACCGAAACUUGCAACUGCACAAUCCCGGUACCUAUGAUGUCGUCCUCACUUACAACAACGGUGACACUACCACUGCCACUUGGACUGUUGCUCCUCUCGCUGAAAGCAAGAAGGCCAAGAAUGUCAUCUUCUUCGUCGGUGAUGGUAUGGCUUCUUCCAUGCUUUCAGCUGCUCGACUGCUCGGACAUAAGACCAUCAAUGGUAAAUACCAAUCCAAACUCAAGGUUGACGAAGCUCCUGGUUUCGGUGCACAAAUGACUCACUCUCUUGAUUCUUUCAUUACCGACUCUGCCAACUCUGCUUCUGCCCUUUUCUCAGGAAAGAAAAUGACGGUAAACGGUCUCAACGCAUACACUGAUUCCACCGGCAAAGGCGUUGGAAAUGCCAAAGUCGAAACUAUCUUUGAGAUGUUUAGGAGAAUUGAAGGUGGUCAAGUAGGAGUAGUCAGCAAGGCAUAUAUUGCCGAUGCUACUCCAGCAGCAGUCUGUACUCAUACAUCUCAACGGUCCCAAUACGCCGCAAUUAUCGACCAGUACCUUUCAGGUAUCGCUGGAAAUUGGUUCCCUUGGGCAGGUUUAGACCUCUUAUUUGGUGGUGGUGCAGAAAACUUCCUUCCUACUUCUGCGAAUGGAAAUAUCUCUCAAUUCGAUCGAUGGGGUUCAGAGGGAUAUCAAGUUGGAUACACCAAGACGGAACUUGAAGCUUUCGACAACGCUCAAAGAGCUCUUGCCAUUUUCACUCAAGGUAAUAUCAGUACUUGGCUCGACAAGAACAUCUACCCUGAUACUUUAGAUCUCGCAAUUACACCUCAAGGCGAGCGAGGAGCAUAUGAUCAACCUGGACUCAAAGACAUGACACUCAAAGCUAUUGACAUUCUUCACACACGUGCAAAGGAAAGGAACACCGGAUUCAUGCUCAUGUCUGAAGCUGCUCUUAUCGACAAGGAAAUGCACGUUCUUGAUAUUGAUAGAGCACUCGGAGAAGUACUUGAACUUGAUGACACUGUCAGAGCUACCCUCGAACAUCUCGAAGAGAUUGGAGAAUUAGAAGAUACUCUCGUCGUCAUCACCGCCGAUCAUGCUCACGGAUUCGACGUAUUCGGUUCAACUGACACCAAGUUCCUUCAAGAACAAAACUCUGAUCGAGCGAAACGAGGAGCGGUUGGUACUUAUCUCAACUCUGGUCUAUCCGCCUACCAAGUACCUCAAGAUGUCCUUGCCAACAACCACACCAUCUUCCCCAGUCCUCAAGGCGAUGGAUUCCCCGUUACCUGGGACCCUCGAUACACCAUUGCUCACGGUUGGGCGGCCACUCCAGAUCACAGAGAGGACUAUGCAGUAAACAAAGACCAUGAACGACUUCCUGCAGUCAAAAACACCACUGGGUAUUUCUUCAACCCCGAAGAUAACAAUCGAGGAUUUGCUAUGACUGGUAAUCUCGGUACUGGUGAAGCACAAGGUGUUCACUCUUUGGUCGACGUACCCGUUUACGCCUUUGGUCCAGGACAUGAAUUAUUCAGAGGUGUCAUGAAUAGUCCUGAUCUUGCCUUCAAAGUCGCAUUGGCUCUUGAUCUCGGAAGAAGCUCAAAUGUCACCGCCGGCUACAAAAAGUAA